This is a messenger RNA of Sabethes cyaneus, 1022 nucleotides long. RefSeq lists its product as uncharacterized. The transcript has a single exon. The record is from RefSeq and is a predicted model, not a curated record. Gene Ontology annotation, biological process: double-strand break repair via homologous recombination; DNA strand invasion. Lineage: Eukaryota; Metazoa; Arthropoda; Insecta; Diptera; Culicidae. Gene Ontology annotation, molecular function: four-way junction DNA binding. Gene Ontology annotation, cellular component: centrosome; Rad51B-Rad51C-Rad51D-XRCC2 complex; replication fork. The coding region runs from base 162 to 1022 and encodes 286 amino acids.
CGCCCAAUCCCAUUUGAUUUGUUUACAUUUUUGUUUUAUUGCCGACGAUCGGCAUCGGAGUUUAAAUAAUGUUUAAAUGAAAUUUAAUAUUUCUGAUUAUUUGUGUAGUCACUGACGGCUAAUGAAAUUAAAUAUUUUCAACACACGCCCGGCUUUCUGGAAUGUCUGGAUUGGAUUUGAGUGCUAAAUUCGGACGGACUGUGCCUGAUGGGAGAUCUCUGGAUCCUGGAUUGUUUGCUGAUGGCUCUCCCGCAGGAGGUGAAAUAGUGGAAAUAGUCGGCGAUUCGAAUUGCGGCAAAUCAUGCCUUAUUUUGGAACUGAUUGCCAAGAUAAUUCUUCCAGUGAACUGUGGAGGUCAUGCCGCUGGAGCCGUGUUUGUUAAUUGUGACAACAAUAUCAAUCUAGUUUAUUUGUUAAACAUAAUGGAAAAGCAGAUUGUUAAUUGUACGAUUCCUGCCAACAAAACUAUCGAUCGGAUCGAGAUCGAACGUAUUCGUCAAGAGUCCUUUUCCAGACUAACCAUGAUCAAAUGCUGCACGAUGGAUGAAUUUGAAUUCUCUUUUCUUACAUUGAACGAGCUGUUCGCAGAGAACCAUCUGAAUAAAUAUCUGUUGAUCGAUUCUGUUGUAGCAUUUUAUUGGAGCAAAUGUACCGAAACAAAUCUAAUUCGAAUGGAUACGUACAUUAAGCUAUUGUACAGGAGACUUAGGCGGCUUUGUCGAGACCGAAAUAUUGCAGCUAUUUGUACAAGGCCGUUACAUUUCGUUAGUGGCAAUCGAGAGUCUGUAACAACCGAGUUCGAUGAUUCUGCUGAAGUAAAUAGUUUGAGCUCUAUCACUAGAAGCAUGAGCUCAACAAAUAAAAUCAACAACACUUCCAUCGAACACCGAAUCGAGCUUGCUGAAGUUGUGUCGCUAACUCCAAACGACGAUGUUAAGUUUAACGCCUUUGUUACGUCUAAUGGUAAGCAAAUGAUAAAGUUCUUUGCGAUUGACAAAUAUGGAAUAAAUUGGUUAAACUAA